AUGACGAAACGUCGUCCAACAAACAAGAAACCCACCGGGGCAAAUCGAUCGUUAGGAAAUUGUUUAUCAAAGGAAUGUGAAAAGUCACUACAAAGACAUCGCAAGAAGGAAGAAGGAUAUGGUGCAGAGAAUAUUACUGAAAUGAAUAAAAAUGCAGCACAAAUUAUUGAAUCAGUAACCGAUGAAACUGGAUUGGAGGAAUUUCUAGCUAAAGUGGAAUUAGCGGGGACAAAUUUUGCUGCAGAAAGAGAUUUUCGUUUGCUGAAUUUGGAAGGUUCAAAAACCAUUGUAAAUACUGUAAAUUCGGCGCAGACUUUGGAGGAUUUAUACAGCAAAUAUGGCGAUCGACUACGUAUUCCUCGCCGACCUUCAAAGCACAUGUGGGAAACGCCAGAAGAUCUCAUACGUUUAGAAAAUAACUCUUUCUUGGAGUGGCGUAAAAACCUUGCCGAUUUACAAGAAAGUGAUGGCGUUCUCUUAACUCCGUAUGAGAGGAAUUUGGAAGUAUGGAGACAACUGUGGAGAGUCAUUGAGCGAAGUGAUAUUAUUGUACAGAUUUUGGAUGCGCGAAAUCCGUUACUAUUUCGAAAUAUCGAUCUGGAAGCUUAUGUUAAGGAAUGUAAUAUUUCAAAGCAGAAUUUAUACCUAAUUAACAAAGUUGAUUUACUCUCGGAAGAGCAAAUUGAAUCAUGGAGGAAUUGGUUUGCCAAAAAUAACAUGGAUGCUGUUUUUUGGUCUGCUCUGGAUUCUGAAACUGUUGCUAGUGUAAAUAUCAAAGGAGAGUUUGAAGAUUGUGACUCAAACGAGUCGUCAAGCAAUUUAGAAUUUGCAAUAGAAAAAACACACGAUGAAGCUCAAAUAGAAUCAUCUGAAAAAGCGGAUAUUUACUGCAAGAACGAAAAAAACAUUAGCAAUUGCAAAAGAAAAAUAUCAGGAAACAGUGACUCACUAGAAAAAAUUCCAGUUUUGCAUACUAGUACGGAACUGUUGACAUUUUUAAAAUCACGAGGUCAUAUUCGGGAAGAUGUCAUCUAUGGGCGACCUCUUGUCAUUGGAAUGGUUGGUUAUCCCAAUGUAGGUAAAAGUUCUACGAUUAAUAAAAUACUGAAUCAGAAGAAAGUAUCAGUUUCAGCUACCCCAGGGAAAACACGACACUUACAAACAUUAUUGGUUGACGACACAUUAGUUCUGUGUGAUUGUCCGGGACUUGUCAUGCCGUCAUUUGCAUUGAGUCGAAGUGAGAUGAUUUUAAAUGGAAUCCUUUCAAUCGAUCACAUGCGUGAAUACAUAUCUCCGGUGACACUGUUGUUAUCACGGAUACCACGCAGAUAUUUGGAGCACACUUACUCGGUAAUGCUGACGAGUAGUGAUAGCACUGAUGACGGUAGCGAAGCACCGCUUAGUGCACAUGAUCUACUCACAGCAAUCGCUUUUAUCAGAGGUUAUAUGUCAUCCUCGGGUGUAGCAGAUUGUUCACGAGCAGCUCGUUUAGUAUUAAAAGAUGUUGUGAAUGGCAAAGUCAAAUGGGUUGCUGCGCCACCAAAUAUCGAUCAGAAGGAGUUUGAUAAACUAACGUACGAUAUUCAUGCAAAUGGAGAUUCAAUGAAGUCUAGGCCAAAUAAGGGAAUCAUGCAGCAGCUUGAAAAACGCCAUUUAUUACAAGAUAUGAAAGCUUCUGACAAAUCCCUUGACGAGCAGUUCUUCCAUGGUCAUUCAAAGGGGCAGGCCCAUAUACGUUCUUUGCGUUCCCGUCCAAAAUUAGGAUUGCUACUAACGGAUGAAAAUGUGCUGUUGAAGAAGCAUUUCAACAAAGGUCGUAAAGCGAUAAUUGUGAAGGCGUAUGAUGAAGGAUCAAGUGAUCGAGCUUACAGUCAUGCCGUGAUAGCUGGCAUUGAUAAAUAUCCUUUGGCGGUUACGAAGCGAAUGGGUAAGAAAAAAAUCAAAAAAAGGAGUAAGCUGCGUCCAUUUGUUGGUAUUGCUAGCUAUUCUAAUUUACUUCCAACUAGAUAUUCAGUCGAUGUGGUAUUAGAUAAAAGUUUGGUUAAUAAAGAAGUCCUUAAAGAGCCAGGAAAAAAGAGACGAGCACGCAUGGAAGUGAAGUCGAAAUUUGAAGAACGAUAUAAAACGGGCAAAAACAGAUGGUUUUUUACGAAGUUGCGUUUUUGA
This is a messenger RNA of Thelazia callipaeda (thelaziosis nematode), 2166 nucleotides long. The record is from the annotation of a GenBank genome assembly. Lineage: Eukaryota; Metazoa; Nematoda; Chromadorea; Rhabditida; Thelaziidae.